AUGUCGCUCUCCUGCUACGUCAUGAGCAUCAGCUCCCGAUUCCUCCCCGCUUUACCGUUUCUACUCGUCCUCUGGGUGAUGGGGAGCGAUGCCAGUCCCUUAUUCGGAUUUCUGGACGCUUUCGAUACAACGAGUGCACUGAAUGGGACGUCCAUCUUAGGGGCCUUGGCUCUGGCGCAUAUUGAGCAUUCGAUUGCUAAAGUGAAUGCGUUGGCGCAGUUGGCUGGACUCUUCGCAAACUUCACGGAGACAGCCAUAGUCGGCGGU
Molecule: messenger RNA, 267 nt
Organism: Iphiclides podalirius (scarce swallowtail)
Lineage: Eukaryota; Metazoa; Arthropoda; Insecta; Lepidoptera; Papilionidae
Source: the annotation of a GenBank genome assembly